AUGAUAAGUAAAUUUAUCUUCAUUUGGUGCUUCUCAUAUUUACGUUCCGAAGCUCAAGCCGAACAUUCAUCACAAUAUUCCCAAGAAUCAUCUGACAAUAUUCAAUGCAUUUUUGAUGUUUCUCGGAAGAUUUACAAUGUAACAGAUUUAUUACGAUGCAUGGAUGAACUCGCUACUGAUACUCUUUUCGAUCAAAACAAUGACCGAUCGUUAAUCGUAGGACGAACAAGCCCAUUGGAUUCGUCAGUUUAUGAAGAAAAUUCUUACGGAUUUCCUUAUGGAAAUAUAAUCUUAAAUCUAUUUAAUAAUGCCCAAGUUCCAUCGGAAUAUCACGAUUUACCAUUAGGUUCUACUACUGGUAAUUUUCAAUUAAAUACCCUGAACAAUCCUCUUAAUCAAUUCGGCGGACUUGGAGCAAAUCUUUUCAAUGCUCUGUCAUCGAUCUCUCGCCACGAUGAUCUGAAGUGCGUGCCCAGAAUACUCUGCGAAGUGGCGAGUGGGAAGCCACCGGGAGAAUAUAAGCGAGCAUCAACGGGAGAUAACGAGCAAUAUUUAGGAGAAUUUGGAAGAAAUGCCUUCACGCAGUGGCUCGCCGGACUGGCGGAAGCAUCUCCCAUGCUGAGUUUUGCCCGAGCCGCCGUUUUGGGUUACAGCAGCAAUGGAAAUCCGGCCAUGUGUUACCGCGCGUUCCCGAGAUGUCCGCGUAAUCCCGACAAACUGGUGCAUUAUCUGAACAAUCAUAACGGCGGAUUCUUCCGGCUCUUCAGCGGAGGCGGACGCGAGAGUUAUCCUCAAUCAUCUUACGCUUUGCGAGGUAGAGGAUUGCACCAUAAUUCGGCAUUUCCCCGCGGAGAAAGAAAACGGAAAGCUCCGCCGCCGGGUAUCGCCGGGGCGGAGGCCGAUCGCACCGGAACGGGCAAGCUGAAGUUCGACAUCCCCGGAAAAUACAUUGGGGAACUCGGGUCGAGUGGUUUUCCCGGAUCACGAGGAAUCGAGUGA
Molecule: messenger RNA, 999 nt
Organism: Wasmannia auropunctata (little fire ant)
Lineage: Eukaryota; Metazoa; Arthropoda; Insecta; Hymenoptera; Formicidae
Exons: 6
Coding region: 1-999 (332 amino acids)
Source: RefSeq, a predicted model, not a curated record